AUCACUACUAUUCCUUCGUUCACACAACUCCAAUCGCUAUAGAUCAACCUUCACCAUGCGCUUCUCUCAAGCCGCGUUGGUCGCCAUUCUCGCGGCCACCACAGCUGCAAAGCCUAUUGUAACCCGCCAGUCUGCCGAUUUAAAGGCAGUCCAGGAUUACAACGACUGCAUCGAAGAGCACAAUCCAUCCAAGACAUGCACCCCUCCGCCAAUGAAACCUGAACCCAAGCCCGACAACAAGCCUGAACCAAAGCCAGACAACAAACCCGAGCCCAAGCCUGAACCCAAGCCUGAUAACAAGCCUGAUGACAAACCCGAGCCCAAGCCAGACAACAAACCUGAACCCAAGCCAGACGACAAGCCUGAACCCAAGCCAGACGACAAGCCUGAACCCAAGCCAGACGACAAGCCUGAGCCCAAGCCAGAUGACAAGCCUGAACCCAAGCCUGAACCGAAACCAGACAACAAACCUGAGCCGAAGCCAGAUGACAAGCCCGCUCCCAAGCCAGAGAAGGAGGAAGAGGAGAAGCCGAAGCCGAAGCCCGACGGCAAGCCAGAUGAAUACCCCACCGACGGCAAGCCUGAGAAGGAGGAAGAAAAGCCCCAGCCCAAGCCUGACGAAAAGCCCGACGAUAAGCCAGAGAAGGAGGAAGAGAAACCCAAGCCGAAGCCCGACGGCUACCCUACCGACAAACCUGAGCCAAAGCCUGAGCCAAAGCCUGAAAAAGAGGAGGAGAAGCCAAAACCAAAGCCCGAUGGCUACCCUACCGACAAGCCUGAAAAGGAGGAAGAGAAGCCUAAGCCUGAUGGUUACCCUACUGAUAAGCCUGAGCCAAAGCCUGAGCCAAAGCCAGAGCCAAAGCCCGAGAAAGAAGAGGAGAAGCCAAAGCCAGAGAAAGAAGAGGAGAAGCCGAAGCCUGACUACAAGCCUGAGCCUAAGCCUGAGAAGGAGGAAAAGCCUACUCCCAAGCCUGAGCCUAAGCCUGAGAAGGAGGAAAAGCCUACUCCCAAGCCUGCUCCCAAGCCUGAGAAGGAGGAGGAGAAGCCUACCCCCAAGCCUGAGAAGGAGGAAGAGAAGCCUGCUCCCAAGCCUGCCCCCAAGCCCGAAACCGACAAGUACGUCUUUGACGAGGAGAUCACUCUCAAGUGCGAGGGUGGAAAGAUUGUCAUCACCGGCCACGCAUACUAA
Dothidotthia symphoricarpi CBS 119687 is the source of this 1189-nucleotide messenger RNA. RefSeq lists its product as uncharacterized. Bases 56 to 1189 code for a protein of 377 amino acids. NCBI's taxonomy places the organism in Eukaryota, Fungi, Ascomycota, Dothideomycetes, Pleosporales, Dothidotthiaceae. The record is from RefSeq and is a predicted model, not a curated record. The transcript has a single exon.